Molecule: messenger RNA, 5612 nt
Organism: Alligator mississippiensis (American alligator)
Lineage: Eukaryota; Metazoa; Chordata; Crocodylia; Alligatoridae
Gene: DDX28
Product: DEAD-box helicase 28
Exons: 1
Coding region: 21-1679 (552 amino acids)
Molecular function (GO): RNA helicase activity; nucleic acid binding; ATP binding
Source: RefSeq, a predicted model, not a curated record
GCGGCGCCCGCCACCCCCACAUGAGCGCGGCCAUGGCGUUGAGCGCGGUGCGAGCGGCGGUCCCCCGGGGGCUCGUGCAGCUCGUGCUACUGCGUUGGGCUCGGAGCUGGGCCGGGGUCCCGGCCCCGGAGCACGUGGUGCGGGUGCCCUGGGCUGCGCGGCGGCAGCAGCAGCAGCAGCAGCGGCGGCGGCGGCGGCGGGUGGCGGCGGCGGAGCUGGCGGUCCCGACGCGGGCGGGGAAGCUGCUGCUGCGGAGCCGGCGGCGGGAGCUGAGCCAGCCGAGCCGCCUGACUCUGGGCCGCUGGGAGGCGCCGCGCCUGGUGUCGGCGGGCUGGAAGCACCGGCUGUCCUGCGGCGACUACUUCCAGCUGGAGCGCGCCCAGGACUUGGCGCCGGCGCUCGCGCCGCCGCAGGCCGAGGGGGGCGACUCGUCCUUCGGGGCACUGGGGCUGGAGCCGGCGCUGGUGUCCGCCCUGGACGCACUGUCCCUCAGGCGGCCCACGGCCGUGCAGCGCCACACCAUCCCCGUCCUGCUGCGUGGCCGCCACGCGAUCUGUGCCGCUGAGACGGGCAGCGGCAAGACCUUGGCCUACCUGCUGCCGCUGCUGCAGCGGCUCUUCGUGGGGCCCCGGCCCCAGCUGCACUCGGGCCCGGCGCCCAGCCCCCUCAGCCUGGUGCUGCUGCCAUCACGGGAGCUGGCGGAGCAGGUGCGCUCCGUGGCCACCUCCCUAUGCCGGCCGCUGGGACUGCGGGUGCGGGAGAUCGGCGGCGGCCGGGGCAUGGGCAGCGUGAAGAGGCAGCUGUGCGCGGAGCCCUCCCUGGAUGUGCUGCUGGCCACGCCGGGGGCCCUGUGCAAGGCGCUGCGGAAGCGGAUGGUGACCCUGGAGCAGCUCAGCUGCCUGGUGCUGGAUGAGGCCGACACCCUGCUGGACCCCACGUUUUUGGAGCUGGUGGAGGAGGUGCUGGCGCAUGCUCCCCUGACCUGCAGCCCCCAGGAUUUGGCUGAUCCGUGGGAUGUCAAAACCCAGCUGGUGGUUGUCGGAGCCACCUUCCCUGGAGGCCUGAGCCGGCUGCUGAGCAAGUUUAGUGACAUUGGCCACUUUGUCAGGCUCGUCAGUCAGAGCCUGCAUUGCCUCCUACCCCACAUCCAGCAGAAAUUUGUCCGGAUCAAAGGUAGAGACAAAGUGUCUGAGCUGUUGCAGCUCAUCAAAGUCCGGAGCCCUUCCAGUGGAGCCCUUCUGGUCUUCUGUAACAAGGCCCCCACGGUCAACUGGCUCAGCUACAUCCUUGAUAAUCACAAAGUCAAGCACCUGAGACUGCAGGGCCAGAUGCCUGCAGCCAUGAGAGCAGGUAUCUUCUCUGCCUUCCAGAAGGGAGAGAAGGACAUCCUUGUCUGCACUGAUUUAGCCUCCCGAGGACUGGAUACUAGCCGCGUGGAGCUGAUAGUUAACUAUGACUUCCCAGACACCCUGCAGGACUAUCUCCAUCGGGUAGGGCGUGUUGGGCGUGUGGGUAGCCAGAAGUCUGGAUCUGCAAUUAGUUAUGUGACCCAUCCAUGGGAUGUUGACCUGGUGAGGAAGAUAGAGACUGCAGCCCGGAGAAGGACUAGUCUCCCGGGUAUGAAGACCUCCAUUGAUGAGCCUUUACCUGAAACAGACUUGACUCAGACUGCCAAAUAGCAAUGAAUUUUGUGUUUGAAUUAGACUUAGGCUCCUACUAAAGGCUUACUGUUAUAUUUAAUACUGGCAAUCUUAUGUUUGUGACCCAGAAUGUAAAUGUUAUAGCCAAAGAAUUUAAGCUUUUAGUUGCGUCAUGACCCUAAGGUGUAUUGAUUCAUUUCAGUUGUAGCAAUUACUUUGCACUUUUGCAAAAUCAAAUUGUAGUAACAUGCAACAGGUAGUUAAAAUGCUUUUAGGGAAGGCUUGAAAUAGAUCAAAAGCAAUGAAAUUGAGAGAGUCAGUUUGUUCAAAGCUCAUUAAUAUUCAAUUUGAUGUAAAUCAGAUGUAUCUGGAUAAAAAAUAGGUUAGGAUUAUGUAGUCACUAUAAUCCUGAAAAUUAUAUUUCAUUAAUGUUCUAGUAUAGGUGGCUAGCUAUGUUAGCCUGAUGUCAGGCAGAAGGUAGGGCGGGGCAGCACCCUUGGAACUGGUUCAGAGAGGCAUGAAUUUUCACAGUGAUCUGCUGUGUCAGAUGCUAGGAAAGGACUCCCAUUUCUAGCUCACUGUUUCUACCUUGCUAAUAUUGUAUCGGAACAGCCAGAAGGUAAGCAACAGCCAGGAACUGAAUAUUAGGUGAAGGUUAAAAUAACAAUUAUUGUGGAAAUAUGUUGCCUCUUCCCUCAAGUGUAUUAAAGGUUAUAUAUAUCUGUUAAAGUUUAUAUAACUAUUGUAAAUUAAGGCUUGUUUAUCUCCAGCACAGGUAGGUGUAGUGGAAGUUUCUGGACCAUAAUCUAACCUUCUAUCUGAACUCUGACGUUGCAGAAAAAAACAUCUUCCUUAGUCUUACAAUGUCUGUACAAUACAGAUUGAGAAAUUUUUUCCUGGAAAUACACACCAGGUAUUUCAAAAGUGGAGCUAGGACACAAUGGAAAGAAAAUAGAAGGGAAGUGCUGGUUAAGCAGUUUGUACUCCAAGGUUACCUCCCAGUAGUACAUUUGUAGUAUUUUAUAGGUUGAAGAGAGAGGCCUUUCACGCUUUUUUAUUAAAGUUCUUUUGCUUGUUUUUUAUUAUAUAUUCAGGCUCUUUAAUUGUUGAAAUGUUAGGGUAAGUAGAAUCUCCGUGGCGAGAAGAAUGUACCUCUCAGAGUGCCAUUCACAAGUAGAUCAAAGCACUGUAUAAAGGGGGGGUCAUAGAUAGUGCAUUAGGCACCCAGAGAUGAAAUAACUUGGCCACAGUCACCAAGUAGGCCAUUGAUGGUUGGAAAUAAGAUGUAAGUUCCAUGAAUCCAGCUGUGGCACGCUGAUACUUAACACCUAAAUAAAACUCCUCCUUUGUCAAAAGGGUUGGAGUCAAAACUGUCUCCCUCAAUUUUUUGUGAACCAUUGUAGAUUCUGUGUUCCCUCCUCCAAGCAGCUGCAGUAAAAGCAUCACGGACUGUGUGUCACUCUGAGGAGAAGGAGUAGGAGAAUAGGGGAGUGAAAGGUAGUGUUGAGCUCUCCCAUGUCUGCGCUCAGAAAUAAAUUUUAAUGGAUGAGGACAGCUUCACAAUUUUGUCCAAAGUCUGUCUUCUCUGACUCCCCUGCAUUAUGUCAUGGACUGAAAAGGAAAUGCUUUGACCGAAUGCUGCCUAUAGCAGUGUGAGUGGGCAAGUUAUUGCUUUUGAAUGGAAUUGUUUCCUGGUGAGUGGCUUCAUUACUUACUUGUCUGAUUUUUAAGGAAGUUAAGCCCUAUUUUUGGGUUUUUAGUCGACUAUCAGUGUUGGAAAACAAAAUUUUGAUUCAUAGCUGUGAUUUAUUACAGAUCCUUUACGACUUAAUCCAUCUUUCUGUGUACCUGCUUAUAUCCCCUCUGUCAACUCAGGGGUGUGGAAAGUGCUAAUAUGGUCAAAAGACUAAUUACUGAAAAGAUCAGAGUGGGAUAUUUCUAUGUUGUUUUUUUGCAAGGGAAAUUGUGCAUAACUAUAUACUAGUAGUAAUAGACAUGCAAAGGAAAAACACAAGCAAUUACAAUACUACCCUGGUUUCACUAAGUAUUUGGGGAAACUUGGCUCAAGCUUAACUAAUACAGUUCAGGUUCAGAAAUCUAUGCCUAGAGAGAAAAGAGAGAGAGAGCUGGGAUCUCACCAGUUCAAGGUACUCGAGUCUCAAAGCUGACAGGUAAAAUUCCUAACACAGUCCUUGAAAGGAAAUGAUCUGUUCUUCCAGCAUCCCAAGAAUGAUGGGAUGGUGUCAGCACAGGAGUUUUCUUCUUUCUUGAAGGACCCACACUUUUUACAGAUUUUUAUACCCUCAGUUCAGCUGCUUCGAAGCAUCCUCAAUUGUGUAAAUCAUUGUCUUUUCUAUUGACGGGGUUAUCUGGUUUGGAACAUCUCAAGAAACUGAUUGAUAAUCAGGAAACACAUAAGAUUAGGGAGUAACCAAAUACUUGGGAGCCAGCUUGAAAUUCCUAUGGAUAGCAGAUAUACUGAUGGGAUAUCUCAUGGUUUCUUCAGAAACAAUAGAUAGCUCGCAGCAUCAGGAUUUUGGAUUUUUACUUGUUGUGCACAAGCCUCAGCUUAGCAUGACUUUUCCAGAUCUUACUACAGUCUUUUAAUAGACUUAAGAUAAUUAUUGGGGUGCUCAUAACCUUUUGUGGUGAGGACUUCCACCAGUCAUCUCAGGAAAAGCAUGACAACACCUGUGAUUAGGGCUCCAACGGGCUGGACGCUGUGAUGAACCCUUAACCAUUGUUCAAAUGUUGCCCAUACCCCCUCUGACUCGGUCUCUUGCCUCAGCAUUCCCUAACCCGGCAACCGAGCUUUAGUCAAUCAAGUUUAAAUAGGCCUCCCAUAGUGGGACCAGGGAAUGUACGGCCCGAGAUGCCUAUUAAACUUAGAGGGGUGUGUGUGUGUGUGUGCGUGUGUGUGUGUGUGUCUGGGAGGGGGAAAGUCCUUAGUAAAUCCAGAUUAGAACUGGUCUGAUAAAUGCUGAGCUGGGUGUGUGAGAACAUGGGUUGAUUAGCAUUUGGAGCACAGAUUCCCCAUCAUGCAGUGCUCCCCUGCUUCUCUGGUCCCAGAAUUCACUGCAGUCUCUGCUUCAGGCUUUCUGUUCUCCAUCUCUCAUGUAAAUGAAUGGUCAUCUGAUUCCAUCUUGGAUACAAAUGAGACCUAGGGCAGUUGUUUCACUCUUGUCACCCUUACCUGGAGGGUCUUAGGUGUGUCUCUCACUGCAUCUUAACCAGUUUCAUUUAUGUAGAGGGGGGGUGAGCCAGACAGACUGCAUCCUGUGCCAGGGUUCCCAAGAACACGCAGCUGAGACGUAACAUCUUUCAUGACAGCCUUUAGAAUAAAGUCUGUAAUGAAAACUAGAUGUUGGACACUAGUAAUCUAUUCACAUUACAGCAGUGAGAAAAAUGUUGUGGGGAAUCUUCAGGCUGUAGCAGUAUAGUUGGAAGAUUUCUUUUAUUCCCAGUUGGUAAAGAGAACUGGAAUAGCAAUGCAGUAAAAGAACCUGGGGACCCUUGUAUUUUGACUACAUUAAGCUUGUCGUCCACUGUGAAGUUAAUUGCAAAUUUUUGUCUGUAUAUGUGCAUAGGAAGAAACAAUACCAAAGACCCAUGGCAGUGUGCAGGAGGAACCUUUUGGGCAUAAUUUAUGGAAUGGACUAAAGCAGUAUUAAUAUUUUCAAGUGGCUUCUGCAUGAAUGCUACUCGUAUACUAGCAACCUCAUAUUAAUUCCAGUCGGAGGUUGUGCACUGAAACCUCUCAUUUCAACUUCCUUAAAAUAGCUUUAUUUCCUUGUCUGUUCUGUAGUCCUCUGUUAUCUACAGCCAGCUCAGGCAGUUUAUCACUUUUUACUAUCUUGUACCAUCUAUACUUUUCCCAAAGCCUGAUGAAAGGACUUGGAUCCUGAAAGCUUGCAGAAAAGGACAAUUUUCUUUGAUUCUCCAGUUGGUCUAAUAAAAGGUAUCACUUUGGAA